Molecule: messenger RNA, 740 nt
Organism: Penaeus vannamei (Pacific white shrimp)
Lineage: Eukaryota; Metazoa; Arthropoda; Malacostraca; Decapoda; Penaeidae
Molecular function (GO): carbon-sulfur lyase activity
Source: RefSeq, a predicted model, not a curated record
CUCUUAAUCUUCGAUCCCUUGAUCCUGCAUGGAACACGUUUGGAGUCCGAUGUCAACAAACACUUUCAGAACGUCCAGAUCUGACACACUAGCAACUGUCAUGGAAGGAAACGUUGCAGGAUCUUGUCUUUGCAAAGGAGUCCAGUAUUAUGUUCCCGACAAGCCUUUACAGUGGUUUCGGUGCCACUGCUCCAUGUGCAGGAAGGCCAUCGGUUCAGAACACUGCACUUUCAUUGCUGUGAAUGAUACAAACCUGGAGUACAAAAGCAAGAAAACUCUCAAGGAAUUCCAAAGCUCGGAGCAUGUAGUGAGGGCUUUCUGCAGCACUUGUGGAUGUUCAAUCAGUAUGAAGUAUGACAGUGAAGUAGAUUUGAUUUGGUUUAAUGCUGCAACUUUAGACGUAGAUCUUCCAGUAGUUGACCCUCACCAAGUUUACCUCAAGGAUAGGGUGCCUUACCUGGACAUCAUGUCUCAGGCACCAAGUGCUAUUGACCAGUCAAUGUGUGCAGAUAAAGAUUUAUAGUUAAGCAAUUAUUUCAGACAUAUUGCCAUUUUAUUGUAUGACUUCAUUUAAAAUGCAUUCCAAAUGUUAUUCUUUUCUCUUGCAUAUAUUGGUACCCAACAUAUAUGCUUGAAUAUAAUCAACUAAUAUUGGUUUAAUUUGUUUUUUCUUGUCUACAAGAAGAUAAUGUGCCAACAUGUAAUAGAUGUCUGAGAAUAAAAGGAUAAAAAAUACAAUA